Molecule: messenger RNA, 1188 nt
Organism: Periconia digitata
Lineage: Eukaryota; Fungi; Ascomycota; Dothideomycetes; Pleosporales; Periconiaceae
Source: the annotation of a GenBank genome assembly
GACAAGAUGCUGGGCCUAAUUUCGCUGCGAGUUGAAGCGGUUAAGCGCCAGGGUUGGUCGGCAUCGUGACAAUUGCCAGGUUGCUUGCCAGCCAUAAGUGCGCCUCCCGCCCGCCUGUGUUUCACUCCCUUUCCGUCUCCGCAUAAUUGAGGAACCACUCGCUUUUCCCCUUCAAUUUUCCCGCGCGAACUCGUCGUUGCACACACUCAUUUAUCGCUUCACUCUUUUCAUUCCGUCUUUGCUGUAAUCCACACACGCCCUUCCUUCUAAUUUACCCUCUAUCCAUCCCAAAAUGCAGUUCAAGGCUAUCGUUGUGUCGGCCGCUAUGGCCGCCUCGGUCGCAGCUCAGAAGGACUAUCCCAAGGAGUGAGUAGUCCCCAGCCGGCCCACAAAACACCAAAUGCGCUCAGAGGAUAUACAACUCAUACACCAGUUACCACUGCGCAUCCGACAAGAAUAUAAAAAAAGAGAAAAUAGAUCAAAUAUUGCAGCGACUAACCAACCCUACAGAGUCAAGGAGUCCGUUUUGGACGUUCUCGCUCACGCGCUCCCUACCUCUGCCGUCGCCGCCGCCAUCUCCAACCAGCCUGCCUUCAUCUCUGAAAUCGCAUCCGCCGUCUCUGCCGGCCAGACUCCCAGCUGGUACGGAGCUCUCCCCACCGACGUCAAGGUUAUCUUGGCCGAGUUGUACCCUGUGGCUACCGCCGCGCCUUCCUCGUCUUCUGCUGCUGUCUCCUCUUCGUCCUCCUCUGCGUCCUCGACCCCAGCUCCAUCUGUUUCUGUAACGAGCUCCGCUUCGUUCGUCGCAUCCACUGGCGCCACCAUCUCUUCCGGCUCAAACUCCACUUCGGUGACUUCCAUCAACUCCCCGACUUUGUCUGCGCCAUCCUCGCCCCCUGCUUCCUCCAACACUGCACCACCUGCCAACCAAAACGGCGCUGCUGCCGGUUUCUCGACCCACGUUCUGGGUUCCAGCAUCGCUGGCGCCUUGGGCGUCGUUGCCAUGCUCCUCCUGUAAAGCGGCACACUGCGAUAUCCCUAGGGUAGGGUAGCGCACGAGAAAAUGGGGUUGGAGUUCCAGGGGGUGGCGCACUCGGCUUCAACCUUCUGUUUAUGAUGCAACGUUGUUUUUUGACCUAUUUCUUUGGGGACCGGUCUGGCGAGAUACCUUUUGCUGUUUUUGUUCUG